CCGAGUAUUGAUGCGUUAACAGCAACCCUAGUAUCUUACAACAUCAACCAGUUUGACUCUUUUGUGUAACGUUGUCCAUUGUCAUCUCAUCAUGGAGUGGCGGGGUCAAAGGAAAAAGGGGGCAUUCCGAGAAUUGAACUCGGGACCUCUCGCACCCUAAGCGAGAAUCAUACCACUAGACCAAAUGCCCGUUGUUAUGGGAUUUCUUUUACUUUUUCUUUUCACUGUAUAGCUGAAAAAGGAAAACACAACAGGACAUCAAGAAUAUUUUGUCUGCUACUUUUCAACACUAACAGUACUGUCUACAACAUGAACCCAGAUAAAUUGAGGUGAAAAAAUGGGCUCUCUUGGAGACAACAAUGGCGAAAUUAAACCCUCUGAAAUGAAACCAAGCAUCGAUUUUCACAUGCCGAGACUCAGCCCUUUGACUUUGACUCUCAGUUUCCCAGUCGUCCACUUUCUGGUGACAAAGCUGAUAUUGAUAAUGGUGAUGAAUUGAGCCAUCUACAAAGUACGGUUUCUUUCGAUGAUAGCAAUGUUCCAGUCGAGGACGGAUUCGAGACCCAAGUUUUGAACCUUGUUGGGGAAACACAAGUGUUGAACUUUGGCGGCGAGACACAGGUGUUGGAUGAUUUAGAUUGCUUUGAGAAUAUGGAUACGCAGUUGUUGGACGAAUUUGAUGAAGAAGUUGCUCUGGAUGGUGAUGGUGAUGGUGACGGUGAAGGAACGGAAGCAACUGAGGUUUUGGAUGAUGGUGAUGAGGUCUCCAAUGAUGAGGUAGUAAGAGGAGAUUGUGGUCAAUCAUUGGGCCAGGAGGAAAAGAGGGAAUCUUUGGAGCAAUGUAAUGCCUCUACUGAUGAACAGAAGAGUUCGAGAUUCAAUGUUUCUACAGCAACACCUGAUGUCAAAGCUGUGCUGGAACCGAAAUCCGGAUCUGUGCUAAGGUUUACUUCAGUUCGUGCAGCAUCCUUGCGGGCCUAUGGUCUUGCAGCUCAUAAUGCAGCAUUACAGGCAAUGAACGGUGAGUCUUGUUCUACCCAGACUGAUAGUCAGUUUUCAGACAAGUGCACGGCUGAUAGUAAUGGUUUAAAUCCUAAAGUCAUGGAGAAGAUUAACCAGGCACAUGAUCAGGGGAAGUAUGAUAAGAGCUCAAUUGGGUUAAGGUGUGUAAUCAAUUCCAGUGUUGGUUGUUCAACUGUGAGAAAACUUUUUGCUGAGGAUUAUUUUGCUGAAAAUCAAGGGCUUUCUUGCAGCAAUGAAAGUGCAGAUGCAAGAGAAGACUUGCUUCAGUUUCCUGAUUGUGAUGGUCCAAUAGCAGGUUUAAGUUAUAUUGACUCUCAAGAACCUGGGGAGUUAUCACAAGCUAAUGCACUUAAUUUUGUGGAAAGGUUUGUAAAUGAUAAUUUGAUGGAACUUGAUGAUGAAGUUGAUCUUGCAAAGAGUACUGAGGGUAAAUCAAAACUUAUUUCUGGUACAAAAGGGCCACAGAGUUUGGUGAAGAAAACAAAUGAAAGAAGCACAGGUGGUAAAACAGGGAUUUUUGACUGGGAUGAUUUUCUGGAGGAUGAAGGAGGAGGUAAUUUUUAUCGUAGAAGGAAGGAAGAAUUCUAUGGUAAUGGAAGCAAUGCACGGAAGUCUCAUACCCACCCCCAGAAGCCUAAAGGAAGGAAACUAGAUGAAUCUUGUAAGGAAGACCAACCAAAUGCCCAUGAGAAAAUGAUGGUUCAUUCUGAUUCAAAGUUAUUGUUGGGCAAGUCUAAAGAUAAUGACAAGCCAGUGCGAGAACGUCAAAUGAAUUUUAGAAAGAAUCUUUUCAAUGAGUUUGAUGAACAGUUUAAUUCAGAUUCCUCAAGUGGACAAUUGGUAGCUGCCGCUGCAAAGAUAGGCGCUUCUGAGGUACUAAAUAUAGGUUUUGACACUCAGAUGGCUGCUGAAGCUAUGGAAGCGUUAUUCUAUGGGGAGGGGCCUACCGACGAAAAUGCUAAUCAAGGUGUCCAAAGCAUAUCUAAGGAUUCCUUUAAAGGUUCAUUUAAAGGAAAAUCUAGGAAGAGAGCUUCUUCUAGAGAACCCACAUUGGGAAAGGGUGUAUGUUGUUCUGAUGCUGCUCCAGUUGUGAGAUCUAAGAGUACUAAGUCAAGAAAAGGGUCUUCUGUUCUGCAGGAGAAACAUUCAAAGGAUGCCAGGAAAGAGUGUGAUACAGAGCUGCUUCUGCCAAAAAUGAAGAAAGCUAAAUCUAACGCUGAUGAGCACCAGAUUUCUGGUGGCAUUGAUAUGUACAAGACACCCUCUAAAAGUAUCAAGCAAAGAAAGGUAGGUGGAGCUUUGGAAAGUAGACAACUUCAUGGAACUAGAAGAUCAAGCAGGGGCAGCUCAAUUAAGAAACGGAAUCCUGAGGAGGUUCAUACUUUUAAACCCAUUGCUUGUCGAACAAGGCAGUCCUUGGUCCUGAAUAUGCAAAUGGCUAAGACCCCAGCAAGUGAUUGUAGAAGAGGUAGAAAACAUAAAAAAGAGGUUGGUUUGGUUCAAGAAAAUAGAACUGGGAGUACAGAUGUUAAGUUAUCUGAAGUGUCAAAUGCUAAAGGGAAACUUUCUAAGUUGGGUUCCAAUCAAUCUGGAGAACAUGGAAAUGUCAAAUCAAGUAAUAAUGACCAAUUGCAUUUGGAGUUGAUUGUCAGAAGUAAUGGCAAUAUUGCAUUGAGCUAUCCCAAACAAAGAAGAUCCCGCCAGAAAAUGUCUGUUGAUGUUGGUGAAUCUGAUAACUUGGAAGCACAGUCCAAAAUAUCAGUUCAGCCAGAAGACAAUGGACAAUCCAUUGCCGUGUUCAAAAGGUCCAGAAGAAACAAUAGAAGCACUUGCAUUCAUUCAUCCACUAGGAGGAUAACACGAUCAUCUGUGAACACUUGUCCAGUUUCGUAUUUUGCAGACCAGAAUUCAGAAGGAAAAUUGUCUCAUCAAAGUUCAGAUAAACAAGGUUCAGGGGAUGAUGCACUUAAUUGCAAUUCUACUGAGAUGAAUGGGAAGAUGAUAUCUACAAGCAUAAUUGGGCCUGAGGCAGCAAAGGCAGCCAAGCAUUCUGAUGGAAACCAUGAUGCAGUUUCUUCACCAAAUGCAGAAAGUGUAGCUGUGAAUGUUGCUUCUGAUAGAUCACCAAAAGAGAAAUCGAAAUCACCUGGUUCUGUAUGCACUACACCAGUUAUCUGUCCGACGCCUGUCAAUGCUGCGUCACCUGUUUGUAUGGGUGAAGAAUAUUUUAAACAAUCAUGCAAGAAGAACCUGUCAAAAUCUUCAAUUAUCAAAGAACUUAGAAAUUUAAGCCCCACUGAGCCAGAACCUAUUUCUCCUCUAAAAGAUACGAGGAAGAGAAGGGAUUUGGCCAAUGUUAGAGUUUUAUUCAGCAACCACCUAGAUGAGGAUAUAAUUAAACAGCAGAAAAAGAUCUUGGCCCGCCUAUGUAUCUCUGAGGCACCAUCUAUUUUAGAUGCAACACACUUUGUAACUGAUAAAUUUGUGCGCACAAGGAAUAUGUUGGAAGCAAUUGCUUCUGGCAAACCAGUUGUCACACAUUUAUGGCUUGAAAGCAUUGGACAGGUUAAUAUUCACAUUGAUGAAGAAGCUUAUGUAUUGAGGGACAUCAAAAAAGAGAAAGAGCUUGGCUUUUGCAUGCCAGUUUCUUUAGCACGUGCAUGCAAGCGACCCUUAUUACAGGGUCGAAGAGUUCUGAUUACCCCAAAUACGAAGCCGGGUAAAGAAACAAUCUCGCGUUUGGUUACAGCUGUUCAUGGUCAGGCUAUAGAAAGAAUUGGCAGAUCUGCCAUGAAGGAUGACAAAGUCUCAGAUGAUUUGUUGGUUCUAUCAUGUGAAGAAGAUUAUGCAAUUUGUGUUCCUUUUCUUGAAAAAGGGGUAGCAGUUUACAGCUCAGAACUGCUACUGAAUGGAAUAGUUACUCAGAAACUUGAUUAUGAGAGGCAUCGACUCUUUGCAGAUCAUGUUAGGAGAACACGCUCUACCCUAUGGCUGAGGAAGGAUAACAAAUUCCUUCCUGUUGUGACAAAGCAUAAAUGAAGUAUUCUGCUUUCUUUCAUCUUUCUCUAAAUUUUAAUCAUCCUGGCAUAUCGUCUUCUUUGUUUGGUAUAGAAUUUUAGAAGACAAUGCUGUACAUAUUGUAGAAUUAGUUUAGCUGUAUAGUAAAAUGCCUAGAUGCUUGUUUGUGAAUAUUAGUAUAAAUUUGAUGUAACUUUUUUCUUGAUGAAAAUUCUCUGCUGAUCCAUGUACUCAAUCAUUCAAUCAUCAAGGCAUAAGAUAGAAAUU
Durio zibethinus is the source of this 4308-nucleotide messenger RNA. The record is from RefSeq and is a predicted model, not a curated record. NCBI's taxonomy places the organism in Eukaryota, Viridiplantae, Streptophyta, Magnoliopsida, Malvales, Malvaceae.